Molecule: messenger RNA, 1617 nt
Organism: Aureococcus anophagefferens
Lineage: Eukaryota; Pelagophyceae; Pelagomonadales; Pelagomonadaceae
Exons: 4
Coding region: 1-1617 (538 amino acids)
Source: RefSeq, a predicted model, not a curated record
AUGGCCGCCCUCGCGGAGCCCCCGUCGAGCGCGCCGCUCAAGGAGCGGCUCAACGGCAAGUGGGUCAUCAGCUCCCAGGAGGGCCUCGACGCCUUUUACCGCGACGCGCGCAAGAUGGGCUGGCUCCAGCGCAAGGUGCUCUGCGUGACGACGGGCGUCUCCGUGGAGUUCGCCUUCGGCGCGGACGAGACCUGCACGUUCACGAUGAGCUUCGCGAUCAAGUCCGGGACGGCCGACUACGUGUUGGGCGAGCCCGUCGUCGUCGAGGAGAAGGGCGAGACCGUGACGACGGUGCUGCGGCUCGAGGGCGAGUCCGUCGUCUUCUCCAAGUCCUUCGGCCCCGACGACGUCGUCGACGACGUCUUCACGCUCGACGGCGAGGACCGCCUCGUCUGCAACAAGACGCACUCGUCGGGCGCGACGGCCAUUCGCACGCACGUCGGCACGCCGUCCUCGCGCGGCGGCGGCGGCGCGGCCGCGGGCGGCGCGGCCGCGGGCGGCGCGGCCGCGGCGGGCGGCGCGGCCGGCGGCGCGGCGGGCGCUGCAGGCGGCGGCAUCGCGGCGGCGGGCGGCAUCGCGGCAGCGGGCGGCGCCAUCGCGGCAGCGGGCGGCGCCAUUGCGGCGGCGGGCGGCGCCAACGCGGCGGCGGGCGGCGGCAUCGCGGCGGCGGGCGGCGCCAUUGCGGCGGCGGGCGGCGCGGCGGGCGGCACGGCGGGCGGCGCGGCGGGCGGCGCUGCCCCCAGCGCCGCGCCGCGGAGAGCGCCCCGCCCCGCCGUCAUGGUCGGCCUCGACGCCGCCGUGCGCGCGCACCGCUUCGGCGCGUCGGGCCGGCUGACGCACAGCCACAGCGAGUCGUCGUUCUACGGCAGCAACUACUACGCCGCGCUGCCCGGCCCGGGCCGCUACGAGACGAACGCUUCCACCCUCGACGCCCUGAAGCCGCUGUCGAAGACGCGCGUCAGCGACUGGCCGCGGCGCUACCGCAACUGCCGGCCGCUCCAGGGGUCCCAGGCGACGGCGAGCAUGAGCGGCGUCGACUCGCUGCUGGAGGUGCCGAGCCCCGCGCCGGGCUCGUACCGGGACCCCGACUCGACGUUCGGCCCCGCCGUCGCGCGGCGCAACUACUGGAACGCGAACUUCGCGUCGAAGACGGCGCGCUUCCCGCCGACGCGCCGCGCCGACGACACGAUCACGCGCCACCUCGGCGAGCGCGAGCACCGCGGCUUCCACCGGUCGCUGCCGCCGCGGCACCGGCACCGGAACCUCGGCCAGCCGCCCGGGGGCCCGCCGGUCAACGUCUACGCGCUCGAGGGCGACCCGGCGGAGCUGCCCCUGGAGCAGCCGAGCUACCUCACGGGCGACGGCGGCGUCUCGUUCGAAGAGGGCGGGCAGUACUACGCGCGCGACGACGACGGCGACCCGGGCCCGCCGCGGAUGACGUGGGUCACGCCGCGGCGCGCGCCGCCGCCCUUCCCGCUCCCGGCGAGCGAGCCCCGCGCGAAGACGGCGGCCGUGCUGCUCAAGCACAAGGGCGAGCUCUCCGAGUUCAAGGACGACGUCCGCGCGGUGCGGCGCCUCGAGGCGUUCAAGCUGCCCCGCGGCGAGUUCCGCGUCUAG